AUGAACCUAACUGCGCUCAAAGCUUUCGUGGGCUUGCUCUGGAAUUGCUGGGUUCUGGUGGGUCACGCACAGGGAGGUUUAGGAGACAAUCAUGUCCAUUCGAGUUUUAUUUACAGGAGGCUGCGGAACCAUGAGAGAAGGGAGAUUCAGAGAGAGAUUCUCUCUAUCCUGGGUUUACCUCACAGACCCAGACCAUUUUCACCAGGAAAGCAGGCUUCUUCUGCACCCCUCUUCAUGCUGGACCUGUAUAAUGCCAUGACAAAUGAAGAGGAUUCUGAGGAGCUGGAGUAUUCACUGAAGGGAUCAAUGGCAGGGGAGAGCAGAGGGAUACGGAAAGGAUACCCUGCCUCUCCAAAUGGAUAUUCGCGGAGAAUGCAAUUAUCUCGCAUGACCCCCCUGACCACACAGAAUCCUCCCUUAGCCAGCCUGCACGACACCAACUUUCUGAAUGAUGCUGACAUGGUCAUGAGCUUUGUCAAUUUAGUUGAAAGGGACAAGGACUUCUCCCACCACCGAAGGCACUACAAGGAAUUCCGCUUUGACCUGACUCAGAUCCCGCACGGAGAGGCAGUGACAGCCGCCGAGUUCCGGAUAUACAAAGAUCGGAGCAACAGCCGAUUUGAGAAUGAAACCAUUCAGAUCAGCAUAUAUCAGAUCAUCAAGGAGUAUCCCAACAGGGAUGCAGACUUGUUCCUGUUAGACACAAGGAAGGCUCAAGCUUCCGAUGUGGGCUGGUUUGUCUUCGACAUCACUGUGACCAGCAAUCACUGGGUGAUUAAUCCACAGAACAACCUGGGCUUGCAGCUCUGCGCUGAAACUGGGGACGGUCGAAGUAUCAAUGUUAAAUCUGCUGGCCUGGUUGGAAGGCAUGGGCCUCAGUCAAAGCAACCAUUCAUGGUUGCAUUCUUCAAGGCAAGUGAAGUGCUUUUCCGUUCUGUCCGAGCAGCCAACAACAAGAGGAAAAAUCAGAACCGCAACAAAUCCAGUAGUCAACAGGAGUCCUCUAGGAUGCCAGGCGCUGGGGAUUAUAACACAAGCGAGCAAAAGCAAGCAUGUAAGAAACACGAACUUUAUGUGAGUUUCCGAGACUUAGGAUGGCAGGAUUGGAUUAUUGCACCGGAGGGCUACGCUGCGUUUUACUGUGAUGGAGAGUGUUCUUUUCCCCUCAAUGCCCACAUGAAUGCAACAAACCAUGCCAUUGUUCAGACUCUGGUUCACUUGAUGUUCCCCGAUCACGUACCCAAGCCAUGCUGUGCACCAACAAAACUGAACGCAAUCUCCGUGCUCUACUUUGAUGACAGUUCCAAUGUUAUUUUAAAAAAAUACAGGAAUAUGGUGGUGCGUUCAUGUGGCUGCCACUAA
Messenger RNA from Melospiza georgiana, 1362 nucleotides. RefSeq names its product bone morphogenetic protein 5 (gene BMP5). Gene Ontology annotation, biological process: SMAD protein signal transduction. The coding region runs from base 1 to 1362 and encodes 453 amino acids. Gene Ontology annotation, cellular component: extracellular region. The record is from RefSeq and is a predicted model, not a curated record. Gene Ontology annotation, molecular function: cytokine activity; growth factor activity. The transcript has 7 exons. NCBI's taxonomy places the organism in Eukaryota, Metazoa, Chordata, Aves, Passeriformes, Passerellidae.